Brassica rapa (field mustard) is the source of this 16732-nucleotide messenger RNA. Its product is annotated as cathepsin L-like. Gene Ontology annotation, biological process: proteolysis. Gene Ontology annotation, molecular function: cysteine-type peptidase activity. The record is from RefSeq and is a predicted model, not a curated record. Lineage: Eukaryota; Viridiplantae; Streptophyta; Magnoliopsida; Brassicales; Brassicaceae.
CGACGCGUUUUGAAUAACAGACACGUGGCGCCGUCUCCUUGCUCGACUUUCCUAGCUGGAAUCUGAUGUGGAGGGCCUAGGAAGAAGGUAAACACUCCUUUAUAUAAUAAGAUAGGUACAUGUGUUUUUUAGAAUUUGUUUUGAUCCCGCAAACUUGAGCAAAACUUGUGAUCAUGUCAUCUCAUCCAUGUUUUCCUAUAACCUUAGAUUCAUUAGAUAUACUCAUUAGAUACCUCGUUAGAACCCUUUUCAUAUCCACAGAUGGCUUUGCCUAUUAAUUAUAUAAAAGAGAUCACAUUGGACUGAAAAUGGUGACUGAUAAACCAGACUACGGGUAUGUUUAUUUGUGCACGGACAAAUCUUACCUAAAAAGUAAAUUGUAUUGGUUGUACUUGUAUAUGUCUGUUGUACCGACAACAAUGUAACUUUGGAUUCAGUGUAUGUGAAAUUUAAAAUCGAAGAAAAAAAUCAUAGAAAUUUAAUUUCACUAAGAAAGAAACACAAAAGAUAUCUUCAAAUCGUAACAUAACUAUCUUUUCUAUUAAAAAUCAAAACAAAAGAAUAAUGCUUCAAUUCUUCAAUACACCCAACCUAAUUACAAUAUAUGAUUGAUGCCUUGAGCUAGACACAUACGAAGAAACACCAUGUCAUAAAUCUGCGUUGAAGCUUGGUUUGCUUUAAUGGGGAUUUGUCAGUGAACAUAAGUCCAAGUGUAAUUACUUGCUUACAAGUUCUCUCUUCAAUCUUCAUAUUCUCAUCAACCACUCUCUCUAAGUUAUCCGACCAUAAACUCUUAUUUACACAUACCUCCUUUCUGGAUCUUCUUGUUCCUCACCAGGUUUCAGAUUUGUAAUCCUUUUCAACACAAACAAUCCAAAGUUAAAUAUAUAUGUAGAUGAUAACACAAACGAAAACACAUUUAACUUUGAAUUUUUUGUAUUUUAUAUUUUCGAAGAAAGAGCCAUUACUUGAUGAGUUGGUUUCAUCUCCAAUCAUGAAUUGAGAAAUCUCCAAUCAUGAAUUGAGAAAUCAAUGGUUCUUGAUCAUCAUCAAUAACAAAACACUGCUUGUAUUCAGAUCAAAUGUAAUCCUAUGCCAUUGUUCCAAUAGAUAAAAUACCUUAUAUAACUCCCAUAACCACUCCUAAUCUUCUUAUCCAUGACGAAGUCAAUGAAGAAUUGAGCCUAAGUCUCUUAUAUUUUCUCAAUCGGUCGAUUCUGUAACCAAAGCGAUCAAGUUACUGUGGAUGAUGAUGAUUAAAGAAAUCGACUAUCACGUACUUGGUUCCGAUAAGGAUGCCUCUUUUGGAAUUAAUGGAAGUUUCCCAGAAAUUGAUUAGCCUAAACAUCAACUUGGAAUCUUCUGGUCGUGGUGAAACAAAAGUAGAGAAUGGCUUGCACGGUGGUGACUGCUGUUUGAUUUGCCUUAGUGCUGGGAUGCGUUUGCUGAGCAAGGGAUUGUUGGGUUGGGAUAUAUAUAUAUAUAGUCUCAAGACGGAAAGGAGAGAGCUGGGAUAUUUCAUUUGAGUGAUUAAUUAAGGGGUCUUCAAGAGGCAUCAAUAUCUUUGAGUAAGAGGAGGGAUGUGGAGAAUUACACACCGAUUUGUCUGGAGGAUAACUUUGAUUCCGUCGCAGGCGUUAUACGGAGGAAAUGGGAAGACAGUGAGUUUUGGAGGGUCUGUAGACGCCGUAAAGAAGAGGAAAUUAAUACAAACGGGUCAAUAAAAGAAAUUGGCAUAUUACGCAUCACAGAUUCGUGACCCAACAGCUUAACAACUUUGAUUACAUGAACAAAUGAUUGGUUAGGAAUAUUUUGUGCUAUGUGGCACCCCUAGAAUUACUUCAAUUUAGUUCAUUUUAUAUAGUGGAGAUAAAUUAAACAAAAAUUAAGAAUGAUGCAAAAAUUAUUAUCAAAUUCUAUUUAUUAUUCAUAGUCAUUAAUUUCCACAUAUAUGUAAUUCCGUAGAUUUUAUUUAAAAAAAUAAUACACGCUUCUUAUAUUUUAGAUUAAUAUAAUGUUUCCUAGUAAUUGGAUUUUGGACCAAUAAUUUUUUCAAUUGAUUUUUAAGCUCCCACGUAAGUUAAAUUGUCAUCUUAAUUAAGUGACACCUAAGCAGAGUUUUCUUUAAUUAGUACGAACUUAAAGUUAUAACUUUUUAAAUAAUUCUCAAUUAAUAUAUAAGGAAUGUUAAAAUUCAAGUUCCAAUAACAUUAGAUUUGGAUUGAAUUAAGAAUCCCUAAAACCCAAAUAUUUUGAAUACCAAUGGACAAUAUAUAUCAUUCAAGAAUCAUCAAAUCUAUAACACUCGAUUUUAUGAGCAUGUUAAAAUCUAUUAGCCAAUAACUAUAGAGUUUUAAAAUUCUAAUAAUCAUUAUAAACGAUUUUGUGAUUUAAUAAACUUAAAAAAAAUAUAUAAACUUCUUUUAUUGAUGAAAUUAUCCCUCAGGAUUAUAGCACCUUUCUCAGAUCACAUGCGAUCUGCUUAAAUUUGAUCCCAAAAAAUAACUACCAUACUAUUGGCUAUCAAAAAAAAAGAACAAGACUUAGGUUCACCCUAGUAUUGGCUAGGGGUGAACCUUUAAAUUCACCAAUCCUUUUAUUACCAAUCAAAAUAUCACCUAGAUAAACAAUAAAAUAGAUUAAUUUUAUUUAAAAAAAUCUGAAAUAAUUGAAACAAAAAAUAUAACGCCAAUUUUAAUGAUGCUAACACUACUAACUAAACCCUAAACUUUAAACGCAAAUCCUAAACCCUAAACCCAAGCCCUAUAUCCUAAACCCAAAUCCUAAACCCUGAAUCCAAAUCGUAAACCCUAAACCCAAACCUUAUAUCCUAAACCCAAAUCCUAGACUCUAAACUCAAACCAUAUACCCAAACCUAAUCCCUUGACCCUAAACUUAAAUCGUAAACUCUGAACCCAAAUCCUAUAUCUUAAAGGUUUGGAUUAAUGUUGAUGUUGUUUCUUUAGGGUUUAAGGUUUGGGUUUAGAGUCUAGGUUUGGAUUUAGGAUUUAGGGUUUGAGUUUAAGGUCUAGGGUUUGGGUUUAGAGUUUACGGUUUGGGUUUAGGAUUUGGGUUUAAGAUAUAGGGUUUGAGUAUAGGAUUUAUAUUUAAGGUUUAGGGUUUUGAAUUUAGGGUUUAGGGUUUAGAUUUAAGGUUUGAGAUUUAGGGUUUAGUUAGUGGCGUUAACGUCAUUAAAAUGAGCGUCAUUAUUUUUUUCAAUUAUUUUAGAUUUUAUUUUAAAAUAAUCUAUUUUAUUAAUAAUCUAUGUGGCAUUUUGAUUGGUAAUAAGAGGAAAGGUGAAUUUAAAGGUUCACCUUAGGGGUGAACCUAAGUUUUGUUCGAAAAAAAAGAGCCAAGACAGUUUAUUAAUCUUGAUAAUUAACAAUAAAGAUAUAGAAUUCAUUUAGUUAAAUAAUAUAUUGUAAUUAUGGAUCAUUGCGAAUGUAUAUUUUGGAUUGAAACCUUUGAAUAUUGGGAGAAUUUGGUGUAUAUUUAUAACAGGGGAAAAACUCACAAUAUACCCAUGCUGCAGUACAUGCCCGGAAAAGAGACAGGUUUGGGCCAAAAGGUGACGGAAAUAACCUUCGAAGCGCGUGUGCGUGUCGAGGCAGAGGAAAGGAAAAAGAGCAUGUGCGUAAAAGAGUUGUACCAAACCUAUAAUAGAAUAGUCUGCCACUUCUAUAUCAUAAGCACACACUUAAUUACUCAAAACAUCGCAAAUUCUCGUCCAUUAGGAACGUGUGGCUACUAAUAAAUCUCUGUAUCUCCUCUUCCAUACUGCUUUUCGGUAAAAAUAGGAAACAUAAAGUUUAAAAAUGUCCGAAGAAGAAGACAGCAGAGGAGUUAAAACAAAAGGAGACAGCGAAGAGGUAUGUAGUUUCGACAUUAAAGUUCUGAAGGAUAGCAGAUUUUGGUAGGUGGGAUGGUGAAUAUGAUAUGUAGGGUACGUUAUAUAAGGAGUUAAUUUUAAAAGGCUCAUAUGAGAUGAAGCGAUGUUCUCUUGUUUUAUAUAAUAAAGGUUCAACCCAAAGAUUAAAUAUGUAACGAUAAACGUUAAAUAUCAGAUAAAGCAGCAAGGUUUCUAUGCUACAAAGGAUAAUGGAAAGAACCGAUCUAAGAAUAUUUUUUUGGCUUUUACGUGCGUAUGCAGAUGACGGUGCAGGACAACAUAAUGAUAGUAACUGGGCCUUGGGUCCGCGAGGAUGACGGGAAAUGGAUCUUCGAUGCCCUAACAGAAGAAGGCACAAAAAGCAUUACCCUGAAGUCGGGUUUGGAAUAAGAAGAAUUAGUGAACUUGGUGAAGGAAGCUCUCAGCCUCGGGGUACGAAACUUGCAUACCAAUAUCCGACGUGGAUGCAAAUCGACGAUGGUGAUGGGUCAACACUGCAGUUCAUAUCAGACGAUCAUGAGGAGGAGGUAUUUGUCCAAAUGAGGCGCAAAAUCAAAGAAGUAAACCUCUUUGUUACCGUCUCGGAGCCGAGAGUCCCAUAUGCGAAUGUUACAGAUCAAAACCUUGCCAGGAAUGAAAACGAUGACGACUCAGAUGAGGGAGAAGGGUUUGAGGACGAUUGGGUGGAUUUUGCGAUGUCGGACACACCUUUGACACGUCCACACAAAAAAAAAAUGACGUUAGUGGGAGUUUCGGUGGACCGCCGGUGUGUCCUAUUCCACAUAAACAAAAUGGAAUAGUCAUUUGCGAGCCAAUCAUUCGCCUAGCAAGUCCCACAGAGCGCGAGAGUUAUCGAGAGAAAGGGAAAGCCAUCGACAUAGGAGGGGACAUCGUUGGUUGGCGUGCGGAUGUCAUUCAUCCACUCAUGUCAACUACCAAAUCUGGAUAUGGGGGAAAUGGAGAAAGUAGUCGUGCUGUGCGGCGUCGAUUGUUCGAGGAACCUAUGCAUCGAGGGGUUGAAGAUGUUGAAAUGGAGGAAUCUGGCAGAGCAGACUGGAGCCAAUAGAAGGAGGUACACUUAUUGCGCCCACCCCUAGCGCACAACCAAGUAGCCUAUACACAUGGACGCGAUUCCAAGACUCUCUGCAUGACCUGCUUAACGACCAAAGCACAAAACCUGUACUCUUUGCACUCGAUGCGCCACCUGUUAUUGACAGCGCCGAGGAGAAUGGUAAGUAUAUAGGAAUACUAUACGUUAUAUAAAUAUAGUAUAGAAUAUAUUCGAGUAUUAACAAAGACGCUAUUUAUACUGCAUGCCUAAAUGCAGCUUUAGAAGCUGUCCCAUAUGAAGGGGACAAUCUGUUUGUGGGGCAGGUUUUCAAGUCAAAGACCGACUGCAAAAUCAAAAUUGCAAUUCAUACCAUAAAUAAGAAGUUCCACUUUAAGACAAGGCACUCCACACUCUCAUUUAUGGUUCUUAUUUGUGUUGCUAUUGACUGUCCUUGGAGAGUGUACGCGGCAAAGGUUGAUGGAACUAGGAAUUUUUAGAUAAGACAAGCAACCCUGAGGCAUUGUUACUCGGUUGAUGCUAGGAGGAACUACCAUAAGCAGGCGACGACACAAGUCAUUGGAGAGCUCAUACAAUCACGUUUCGUUGGAAUAAAGAUUGGCCCGACCAUCGCAACAGUAAGGAAAAUGAUGUUAGACGACAACCACGUCAACGUCUCGUAUUGAAAAUCAUGGAGGGGACUUGAAAUUGCAAUGGAGAGUGUAUUAGGAUAGAUGGCAGGAAGUUAUGCACUAAUGCCUGCGUAUAUGGGCCUGCUAGAAACCACAAACCCCUGUUCCAUUUGUGUUCUCGAGAGAUAAACGCAGUCUUGUGUCCUCGUCUUUGUAUUUGUCUUUUCGGCCUAAUCUGCAUAUGAUCCAAUCUGGAGUUAUCGUCUUUUCGCUACCAAACAAAUAUUCCCAAACAGGGCCAUCUCCACCGCAUUGCUUCGCCUUGGAUUUCUCUUUUUUUUUUUGCCUUUUGCUACACGCUGUUCGGCCACCGACGCAGUUGGAGGUGUCCCACAAUUGAGUCCAAUUACUAAAGCAAAGUCCUCAAUGCCAUAUCGGAUUGGCUUCCCUGCGAACACCCACCACAACUCAUACAGCUUCUGUGUAACCAACUGGCGGGACAACAGCUGGUGAACAAACCUAACUGAAAAUGUAUGUGAUCCCAUUAGCAUGAGUUGUCGAAAUUGAGAUUCCACCAACAUCUCAUGUUGAGCAUCUGAAAGUGCUGCUUUUACGAUCUCAAUCCACCGCAGAUUGAAAUAGUUGUUAAUUCUUUUUCGGCCCGUCGGUUCAUAUCCGGUCUCGAACAAGCUCUAUGGCAAACCUAGCUCUUCCAUUAUUUCCCUGCAAAGACACAACAUGAGGCCUACUAUACGAACAGACCCAUCCAAAUAGACAUAUAUUCAAGUCAAUAGCACAGGACUGUGUAACCCUCCGUUCAUGUAACCAUACGACAUCAUACUAUUAUUUAUCUAGCAUAGUAUAGUGAAAGGUGAAACGAGACUGCAUACUAUUCUUUAUCUAACAUAGUAUAGUUAUUGUAAUUCGCUUUCAACACUCUGAACAAGCGCAGAAACGAUUUGCAGACACAAGACGACACAAACGAACACGCGAAACGUGACAUAUUACAGACUGUGUUUAAAAACAAAAGCGCAUGCAAAAGAUUCGCUUAAUUAAAUCGCAUGCAACGGAAACGAAUAACCACACAUACACGGAGUCGCGCCAAACAUACUAUUCUUUAUCUAACAUAGUAUAGUUAUUCUGCUUGUCUUUCAACACCCCAACCAAACACAGAAACGAUUUGCAGACACCAAACACAUAAACAAACAUGCGUAACUGGAUAUUAAUCUCUCGUUUAAAAACUUAAAUCGCAUGCAAAAGUUAUGUAAAUUUACCUCUCUACUCAGCCAACGGUCACAACUUCUUCACAGAUCUGCAAAUUGAAGUGGAAUGGGUCGAUCUAAGUUCCGUAAACAGAAUUGGUUUGGGGGAAAAAGGAUAUGCUAAAUUAAUGAUUCCGAUACACUGGACAGCUACGAUUUAAGUUUGUACCUCGAUUAUUUUCGUUAACCCUCUUCAAUCGCGAGUCCCACCGUCGAUUACAACCGCCUCGUAAACCCUAGCUUCUGAUAUCCAUUUACUCGCUCUAUACCACACAGACUUACAAUAGAGAACCCCUUAUCCUCCAAAGCGACACAAACUUGCGACUCACAAUAGAGAACCCUUUUUCCUCCAAAAGCAACACAAACUUGCUUCGUCUUUGUCGGGUUGUUAUUUUUAUAAAACUUUGAAAUGUUUCAGUUUCCAGGGGUUAGGGAAACGAAAUAGCCGGUGGGGCCUACAGUUUUCCACGCACAUGAUGGGGUAUUUUGGCCAGUAUACACAAAUAUAUAAAUUGUAUCCUAGCCAAAGAAAUGCUAUGGAUAGAAGCUUAAUUUCAUGGACCGUUAUAGUUAUGAGUCCAAAUUUCCCUUGAAUAUUUUAGGUAAUCAACUAUUAGGCCAUAUGGAAAAAGAAGAAUAUGGAAAAAAAAAACAAACAGUUUCUCUCUCCUCUAUCCUCCCUCUCCGCUCUCUCUUGGGCUCUAAUUAAAAGUGAAUAAAGUCUCUGGCGUCCGGCGGCGCGUGAGUGCAUGUGCCGGCGCCGGAGGGCCCCUCCCUCCCCCUUCCUCUUUGAUGUUUGAUGUUCGUUGUCUCUAUGCGUUCCGUGUCGAUAUGCUUGUGGAUUUGCAGUAGGGUUACGACCAGGUUUGAAGCUUUGCGCGCAGCCUCUCAGAUCUGGUGUCGUCUCUGCUACUGGUGACUUCACAGUGAGGCUCUGAAGCAGCUUGUGCGGCGGAUGGUCGGAUUUUAGGGCUUUGUGGGUAGAUCAGUUUUAAGUUCAUUUCCCCCGGAAGUCUUGUCGUUGAAGAUUGGUCAUGGUUAGGUCUUGAUUUUGAGUCUUUGGUUCUACCAGAGUUCAAGUUGGGUUCUUUCGGCGAAGGGGGUUAGUCUUCAGGGUCUCUCUGGCGUCGGAGUGGCUCGGAGCUAUCGUCCCUUAACCAAGUGAAUUUCGUUGCUUCCUUAGAACGGAAGCGGGUCUCAGACAAGUGCACGCAGAGGAGAUGGUGUUUUGUUCUGGUUCAGACUCGUGUGAAGAUUUGGGUUGUUAGUAGCCUGGUGUCGUCUAUGGCUUCGGGUGGACAGCUCGUAUGGACACUUCUCUUCAGUUAUCAUCUUCACGGCUCCAUUUCUAGCUAUUUCCGGGCUUUGGUCAUGCUUACGUUCAGUUUUGUCUCAAGGCUUCAUUGGUUCAGCCUCUCUUCAUUGACACCGGAGGAGGUUUCUCACAUAUAGGUUAUGGUCUUUGGUUCUCAUGGGCUUCAAAUGGCGAGGCUGUGCUCGGGAGUCAUUCACACCUUGGUGUCUUCGUUUGAUCUAGGCCGCUUCCGAGGACCACUUUAGAUCUUCAUGCUCUCGUGGUGGUGUGCCUGAUAUUCCUUAUAGGUAGUGAGACUACUAGCUAGAUUGGGAGUGACGAUGCUUCCAGCCCGCUUUUUCUGCAGGUUUCCUAGGCGGCAGUAGCGAGCACUUGUUCGGUUUGGGAUGCGGUUCUAAGCGUCGUGUGGCGUUACAUACAAACCGGCUUUGGUGGCAUUGCAAGGCUAUUGGCAGGUAUAUGAAUCCUCCCCUAUGGUCGUCUUGUGCUUCAUCGACACAGAAGGUUACUAGCUUCGUGGAGAUCAUCGGGAACUAGCUACUCCGGAGACGUCAAGGGAAUUCCCGACAUCCGAGGCAACGAAGACAACCUCACUUUUUCGAGAAUCAACGUCAAUGGUUGAGAACGGCUACCGAUAUCGAAGAAUUUCGAAAAACAAACUAGUGGAACGUGUCGGGUUUAGUGGAUGGACGAAACUAGGCAUGUAAUAGAUUGACUUUGAUACUUUUGUUCAAAAUAAGCUUGUAACCGUAUCUGAUUACCGAUAUAUUAGGCAUAUUUUAUUUCUAUAAAUAUAUACAUAUAUAUAUAUAGAUAUAUAUAUAUAUAUAUAUAUAUUAAAAAAAAUGGAAAAAAAAAAGAAUAUGAGAGCAAAUACCGGGGUUUGGGAUAGGACAUUUGAGUGUGAUUCGGUGGAUAUUUCUUUUCGGGGUCAAAUAUUGAUCUUUGAGAAUAUCCUUUCUGCUGGGGCCUACACAUACAUAAGAAAACUUGUUCGUUACGACGAAUUAAAGUUUACCGUCCUUGUUGCCCCAAAGGACAUUUUGGUAGUAACGUUUGGUACUUUUACUGUAAAAAUCCUUGUAAAUAAUUUUAACAGUACACUUACAGCUAUUUGCAGUUAAUCUUUUAAAAUUUAUACAAGUAAUUUAACUUUAUUGAGAAGUCUAUAAUGAAUAUUACUAUUACAGACUGUCGUAACCUUGUUCCUUAGUUUUCUUAUUUGGAUAUUUAAUUAUAGUUUUUAUUUAUUUUAACGUUAUUUUUAUAAAGAUUAGUAAUCUUAUAUUGUUCCCAAGCAACUAUUUUAGUUUAUUUACAAGGAUUUAAAUGUUAUUUUAGUUAAAUAAUAAUUUAAAUGUUCUUUUGACAAACAAAAAAGGUUAGUUUGUUGUUAUACCAGUGGUGAUUUUGAUGUUUCUUGUACCAAAUUAGUUUAAAAUCACAAUUUUUGCGUUUCAACUUACUCGGUUAUCUUUAUUAAAACCCACACCAAGGCCCAUAUUAUGAUCCAAUAUGAAGUGUUUGUUAACCAUGUAACUAGGAUUCCUUAGGACUAUAUAUAUGUUGUUAGAUGGUUAGUGUCGGUAACUUUGGCUGCGUUGAAUGCAGCCUCUCCUUUCAUAUUUAUGAAUCAUUUACAAUCUUACUUAUUUUGGUGACAAGCCUAAAGAUUCUUCCUUUCUUUAGUUUCAUUGCACAAUAAAGCUUCUUAAAGCUAUUUCAUUUUCUGUCUCAAUAAACUCUUAUGAGCAGAAUCUAUCUUGUUUUCAGUUUAUUCACAUGGUAGCAGAGCUUCAGUCGAUUUAUUGGGAGUAUCUCUUUUCCUCUUCUAGCUUCCGCUUACUCUAUCCCCACUAAAGCAUUCAGAUUUUUGAAGUCGUCACUUCACUGCCGUUUCUGAGAACCCGUUGAAGCCAAAUCGUAGUCAAGCUCCAUCCUUUGUGUUUAAAACAGUGAAGUUAUUUUCGGCUUCUAUCUAAAUCAGACAUCUCAUGAUCUGGAAAUUAUGUUCAAGCUCGCUCAGAGAUUAUCAACUCGUCUCCGUCUCUAAAACAUGUCGUCCUCUUCCUGGAGCUUCAAGCAAAGUGGGUCUAAAGAAACAUCACACAAAAGCUUCACGUCAGCAGGGUUGUGGUAACGCGUCGGAGACUAUGGUCAUCUUACUCAGAGCUUGCUUGUAUCAAUGCCAGAUACAACAAAGAAAAGAGAUGGGUUUUGAAAAUUUGGUGAAGCAUUGAGCGAAGCCGUGACAUCACAUCAAAAAAAAAAAAAAAAAAAAAAUCAGAGAUCAUGGGCAGAAAAUCCAGCGUGUACUCGAUCCAAGGUAAUUUCUUUGUUCUAAGACAGAACAGAACAUAGAGUAUUGCCUUGUAGUAAUAGUUUGAUAGGACAUUGCUGGUUCGGUGCUUUGUUGGCUGGUUCAGAUGAUGACUAGCAUAGACUAAGUCUGGAAUUAAGAGGUUAGUUGGAAUGGUGCUUGAAUAGGCUUGUUUUGGGUUCGAUAAAGAUGGGAUUUAUGGUUGAAAGUUCCUGGUUUGACGGAUGCACACCAGAUGCUUGAUGAAAUGCUAAAGAGAAGUUAUUUUGCUGAAGAUUCAUUGAGAUUGUGGUUUAAUGAAAAACAGUAGUUGGGUUAAGAAGAAGACAUUAAGAGCAAGAUGUGGCUGCAAACGGAUAGAAGAGUGCUUAUGUUGAAGGCUAGCUUGUAGUAAGCAAAAGAAGGAGCAUGGUGUUUGACUCAAAGCUGAGACAUAGUUACAUUAUUGUCACCUGAAGCAUGAAGACAGUGGGUGAUUUUCCUUUAGUAAAAUAGAAAGGGAGUACCUCUGAGAGAGUUUGGAAGCUCUACAAGUAUCUACCCUAAGGAAUGGUAAGAAGCACCUCUGAGAAAGUUUAUGAUAAUUCUACAAGUGCAAAAGACACCUCUGAGAGAGUUACGUUAGCUUUACAAGUGCAUACCAAGUUAUGGCCACACAUACCUCUGAGAGAGUUUAUAAAGCUCUACAAGUAUAGGCCAAUAUGAAGUUGUAUAUGGCUUUGAAGAAGAAAAUAUGCUCUGCUCUUAUCAGCUACAUUCUACCUUCAGUCCACAUGUCCAAGACUUGCUACAGACCUCAUCACCAACUAGUCUUCUACAAGUACACCCAAGUAAUCAGGUUGUGGUUUCAAACUCAGCAGCUUCGUGUUCACCCGCAGCUAAGUUUGCGGGAGAGUAUUAAAGCCCACACCAAGGCCCAUAUUAUGAUCCAAUAUGAAGUGUUUGUUAACCAUGUAACUAGGGUUCCUUAGGACUAUAUAUAUGUUGUUAGAUGGUUAGUGUCGGUAACUUUGGCUGCGUUGAAUGCAGCCUCUCCUUUCAUAUUUAUGAAUCAUUUACAAUCUUACUUAUCUUGGUGACAAGCCUAAAGAUUCUUCCUUUCUUUAGUUUCAUUGCACAAUAAAGCUUCUUAAAGCUAUUUCAUUUUCUGUCUCAAUAAGCUCUUUCUAGCAGAAUCUAUCUUGUUUUCAGUUUAUUCACAUGGUAGCAGAGCUUCAGUCGAUUUAUUGGGAGUAUCUCUUUUCCUCUUCUAGCUUCCGCUUACUCUAUCCCCACUAAAGCAUUCAGAUUUUUGAAGUCGUCACUUCACUGCCGUUUCUGAGAACCCGUUGAAGCCAAAUCGUAGUCAAGCUCCAUCCUUUGUGUUUAAAACAGUGAAGUUAUUUUCGGCUUCUAUCUAAAUCAGACAUCUCAUGAUCUGGAAAUUAUGUUCAAGCUCGCUCAGAGAUUAUCAACUCGUCUCCGUCUCUAAAACAUGUCGUCCUCUUCCUGGAGCUUCAAGCAAAGUGGGUCUAAAGAAACAUCACACAAAAGCUUCACGUCAGCAGGGUUGUGGUAACGCGUCGGAGACUAUGGUCAUCUUACUCAGAGCUUGCUUGUAUCAAUGCCAGAUACAACAAAGAAAAGAGAUGGGUUUUGAAAAUUUGGUGAAGCAUUGAGCGAAGCCGUGACAUCACAUCAAAAAAAAAAAAAAAAAAAAAAAUCAGAGAUCAUGGGCAGAAAAUCCAGCGUGUACUCGAUCCAAGGUAAUUUCUUUGUUCUAAGACAGAACAGAACAUAGAGUAUUGCCUUGUAGUAAUAGUUUGAUAGGACAUUGCUGGUUCGGUGCUUUGUUGGCUGGUUCAGAUGAUGACUAGCAUAGACUAAGUCUGGAAUUAAGAGGUUAGUUGGAAUGGUGCUUGAAUAGGCUUGUUUUGGGUUCGAUAAAGAUGGGAUUUAUGGUUGAAAGUUCCUGGUUUGACGGAUGCACACCAGAUGCUUGAUGAAAUGCUAAAGAGAAGUUAUUUUGCUGAAGAUUCAUUGAGAUUGUGGUUUAAUGAAAAACAGUAGUUGGGUUAAGAAGAAGACAUUAAGAGCAAGAUGUGGCUGCAAACGGAUAGAAGAGUGCUUAUGUUGAAGGCUAGCUUGUAGUAAGCAAAAGAAGGAGCAUGGUGUUUGACUCAAAGCUGAGACAUAGUUACAUUAUUGUCACCUGAAGCAUGAAGACAGUGGGUGAUUUUCCUUUAGUAAAAUAGAAAGGGAGUACCUCUGAGAGAGUUUGGAAGCUCUACAAGUAUCUACCCUAAGGAAUGGUAAGAAGCACCUCUGAGAAAGUUUAUGAUAAUUCUACAAGUGCAAAAGACACCUCUGAGAGAGUUACGUUAGCUUUACAAGUGCAUACCAAGUUAUGGCCACACAUACCUCUGAGAGAGUUUAUAAAGCUCUACAAGUAUAGGCCAAUAUGAAGUUGUAUAUGGCUUUGAAGAAGAAAAUAUGCUCUGCUCUUAUCAGCUACAUUCUACCUUCAGUCCACAUGUCCAAGACUUGCUACAGACCUCAUCACCAACUAGUCUUCUACAAGUACACCCAAGUAAUCAGGUUGUGGUUUCAAACUCAGCAGCUUCGUGUUCACCCGCAGCUAAGUUUGCGGGAGAGUAUUAAAGCCCACACCAAGGCCCAUAUUAUGAUCCAAUAUGAAGUGUUUGUUAACCAUGUAACUAGGGUUCCUUAGGACUAUAUAUAUGUUGUUAGAUGGUUAGUGUCGGUAACUUUGGCUGCGUUGAAUGCAGCCUCUCCUUUCAUAUUUAUGAAUCAUUUACAAUCUUACUUAUCUUGGUGACAAGCCUAAAGAUUCUUCCUUUCUUUAGUUUCAUUGCACAAUAAAGCUUCUUAAAGCUAUUUCAUUUUCUGUCUCAAUAAGCUCUUGUGAGCAGAAUCUAUCUUGUUUUCAGUUUAUUCACAAUCUUAACCCUUGAUUAUUAGACAAAAGAAAAAUAACCAAGUAACAUUGUUGGACAUGAAUGAUGAAUCCAAAUAUACAUCAGAUUCUAUAUCAGGCGGCUUGACUAUUAAAUUAAUUAGUGUACUAACUAUAUAUAGAAGUCUUAGGUUACUUUUUCUUAUUUAACCUCAGACUAAUUUUUUAAAACCUUAGACUAAUUUACUAGUCAAGAAGAAAAAGUAACCACAUUGGCAUUAAUCAAAUACAUACAUGUCAGCUUCUAACAUUAACAUCAAGGGUAAUAAGACACGAUUAUCUUUCAUUGAUCAGGAAGAUAUAUAGUUCAAGGCGAGUGAGAUUUUAUAUCUAUCUGUUUUCAAACAAGGCUUGCAUAUAACGGUUGUUAAUUAAUAAAAAGAAAAGAAAAAGUUUAAGGUGGGCUCCAAUAAAGUAGUAGUGUCAGUCUAGGGUUUAAGGGUGUCGUUUUCUAUGAAAAAAAAACAAACAAUUCAUGGUUGCCAAUUUGUGAUAGGGAAACCCUUUGAAAUCGAAAUGAUUAACAAAGAGAUAAAUACAAAAGUUAACCUAAAAGACACAUAUUUGUUAAUCCGGGGCGAAUCCAAAAGUGACUAUGACUGGGUACAAUUUUUGGUGGACACAUAAACAUUAGCGAGAAAAUACAGUAGCUUUCAAAAAAUAUUAUGAGUGGAUGUGCACCCUCAUUUUUCUUACUGGCUUCGCCCCUUAUCCUUCACCAAAAUGACCUUUUCGUAAUUACUUAUAAGUUUCUCUCUGUGAAGACUUUCUAAAUACGGAGUAUUUUUUUUGUCAACAGUAGCCUUUCUAAAUAAUAAGCGAAUACACAUUCAAAUAUUUUUGAUAAUAUCCGUGUAUGUUGUAGCACGUCCCGAUUUCAAAAAUGUGAUUUGAGUAUAAUAAUCUUGUGGGGUUCAAUUUGAUGCCAAACAUUCUUUGUGUAAAUCCAGAUUUUUGGAAGUCUUUUGCCAAUUUGUUUCUAAGUUGCAGUUUUCCUUUUCUGAAGAAUCCAAAAAGCUAAUAAGUAUUAUAAUGGUUUGAUUAUGUGUAACAUAGAUAUAUAUAUAUAUAUAUAUUAUUGGUUCAAAGUUAUUAUAAUCAUCAUACGUGUAGUAAUAUUGAUUUAAUAAUAGGAGCCAUAAUUUGUUCUUUAACAAACAAAUAGUAAGCAAAAUAAAAGUUUCCAAUACAGAUUUUAACUAUCUUUCCUCAUUUUACUUAUUAUCAAACAUGUAAUUAACAGUUUAACACAUAACGAACUGACUACUACCAACAACAAAUUGUCCCAUAAACUCAAAUGAAAACCACCUUUUGUGAUCUCUUAGAAAAAAUAAAUAUCUACAUUGCGACACAUGCAAAACUUCAAUUUUUUAUGAUUGGUUUGUUUUGAGUUUGUGUUAGCGGAGACCGCGUUAUCUACUAUAAUUAUCUGUAAGCUUUAUUGACCUUUGUAAACGUUUUUUUUUUAACUAACUUUUUUUUUUUUUUUGAUUAACCUGGAGGUAUUCCAGGCCCAUGGAGAGGCCCAGACUAAUCCCCAAGGGGAGGUGCAGCCCACGGAUAGACCCUCUCUCCGGGUAUUCAAAUAGGCCCUAAAGCAUGGGCCCAUAUCCGUGUUGGGUGACCAGGAUAAUUGUGACUUAGUUUCGCGCAGCAGGCGGAUCGAACCUGAAACAUGUUGGUGUCUCAGCCCCGUCUCCUUACCACUCGACCACAAUCACCCGGUCAUCAAUGACAACAAUAUCAGAAUUCGUUAAACGGGAGAAUUGAGGAUAGGGGGUAUAACUAAUAGUAUUAAAUAUUUUGCAGGACCUGAUCAAAUAUAAAGCAAUAGUAGUUUUUGUUUAGUUAAAACAAAUCUAAACUUUUUUGAGAAAGAAAACAAAUCUAAACUUAAGGGACUAAAACUUGAAAAAAAAAAAGAGUACACGAAUAAACAGUGCUGAUAAAUAGUACAACAGUCGCUCACAGUUCAUAUCUCCUUUCCUUGUUGUCCAUUUUUGGUGACGUUCAUUGUUCAUAUCUCUUCUCUUUUUUCUUUCUCCGUUUGAGGUGACGUUACGAAGAUGGAAGAAAUGGAAGAAGAAGAAGAUGAUGAUGAUGAAGUCUAUUCUUAUGGAGGAGGAAAAGGCUAUAAAGCCAACAAACAAAAAACGAAAAAGAAAAAGGAAAAGCCCACCCAACCUCAGAAAUUGGUCCCAUCCGAUGACAAUUUUCCAACAGAUCUUGAAGAAGGCACUACACAAACUGAGUUGGAUUGGUUAACCAAAAGGAACGGUGCUCUAAGAAACGUGACCGAUCAAGGAAAUAGACGUACUUGCUGGACGAUUGCUUCAACGAGAGGCUUGUCUGCAAGUCUUGUAAUUGCAGACAGAUUUGAUCCUCCUGAUGCCAACUUAUCAGCUCUCCAUAUGCUAGUAGGUUUGAUUGACAAAGUAGAUACCACCGGUGGACUACAAAACCUUGAGCAUCUAAGGAGUUUUAUGAUCAAUUGGGGUGCUGUUUUAGAGGAAGACUGUGACUGUCCUCAGUUAGCCCUAGAAUCGAAAAAGGAUUCAUCUAAACCCAAACCGGUUCUAUGUACCAACAAAAAAAAAGCCAAGCAAACUCGCACGUUUAAGGUUAAAGAUCUCAUCAUUCUAAAGGAGGUCGAUGAAAAAGAACUCAUGCGCUUGGUCAAUUUGGGACCUGUGGCAGUUACUAUAGAUGUGCACACAGCCUUUAGUACCUUCAAAGGGGAUGGUAUCUACACGGGACCUACAAAUAAGUGUCGCAAACUGGACAGGCACAUGUUAUUAGUGUACGGAUAUGGAACUGACAAGUUGACAGGAAUCCAUUAUUGGAGAGUUCAGAAUUCAGCAGGACUUACUUGGGGGAUGAAUGGAUAUGGAAAAAUAGUUAGACAAAUCAGCCGUGGUACAGAAGCAAAUAAGUCUUUGUUUACUAGCGUUAUUUAUCCUCAGCUUCUUGAUCACUAUGAAGGGCAAAAGUAAAAUGUCUGGAAAGAUGAGGAAGACUCGCCUUGUCUAAUACUAAGAAGAGCUUCUGAUGAAAGGACAAAAGGGAAAACGUCUCCAGAGAAUAGUUUUUUUUCUUCUCAAAAACAACUCUUUUACUUGCUUCCACUCUCUCCAGAGAAUAGUUUCUGGUUUAGACAUUCUCGACUGCUUUUCUUCUUCUUUUAUUUACUUACUCGCUCGCGUCUAUUUGUGUGCGUUUUAUUUCUGUUUCUUUCUUUUAUUUGCUAAAACAUUUCUCAGUUCUGUUUUAGACCUUGAUGAGGAGUGUAUAUACAUUACCAAGUGGUUCA